Messenger RNA from Symphalangus syndactylus (siamang), 531 nucleotides. It is a transcript of the gene C13H12orf75, whose product is annotated as chromosome 13 C12orf75 homolog. NCBI's taxonomy places the organism in Eukaryota, Metazoa, Chordata, Mammalia, Primates, Hylobatidae. The record is from RefSeq and is a predicted model, not a curated record.
GCCGGGGCGAUGGGUGGGUCCGGCGGGUCCCCGGGCUGGGCGGGGCCGGGGCGAGGGGUGCCGGGUGGUUUCCGCCUGGCAGCCCGCAGCCCGCCGCGACCCGGGCCGCGUCUCCCGGCGGUGGGAGGGGGCGGCGUCCACUCGGUUCCCGGCCCGUCGCGGCCCGGUCAGCCUCCCGCUCGGGGCGCGCCGCCCUUCGUCUGGGUCUCCGCCGCCAGGACCCGCGGCCGCGAGCUUCGAAGCGCGGCUUCCCCGGCCGGCUGCGCGAUGGGCUGCGGGAACUCCACUGCCACCAGCGCGGGCGCGGGCCGAGGCCCUGCAGGAGCAGCCAAAGAUGUAACAGAAGAAUCCAUAACAGAAGAUGACAAGAGGAGAAACUAUGGAGGAGUAUAUGUUGGCCUACCAUCUGAAGCUGUCAGUAUGGUGUCCAGUCAAACAAAGACGGUUCGGAAAAAUUAGAAGAAAAUAACAUCAUGACUCAAGAAUCAAGAGCUUGCUCAUCAAUUUGGAAGGAAUUUGGCUCCGUGGGAC